Messenger RNA from Bactrocera neohumeralis, 3097 nucleotides. RefSeq names its product F-box/WD repeat-containing protein 11 (gene slmb). The record is from RefSeq and is a predicted model, not a curated record. NCBI's taxonomy places the organism in Eukaryota, Metazoa, Arthropoda, Insecta, Diptera, Tephritidae. Bases 732 to 2270 code for a protein of 512 amino acids. Gene Ontology annotation, molecular function: protein dimerization activity. The transcript is spliced from 8 exons.
UUUUCAGUCGUGUCGUUUAUUGCGAGCAAUCAUCACUUAUUCUUUGCUGCUUCGUAAAAAAAAUUUGAGAAGUAGGAGUAAUUAUAUUUAUUUCUGUAAUCUCACUUUAAGUGAGUGAAAGAAAGUAAAAUCAAACGUUGAACUAAGUGUGAGUUAUUUCUUUAUUUAUAUUAACAAGAAAUACGAAAACGGAAUUGAUUACUCGCAAAGUUUUCUUCACUUUGCUAAAUGACUUGCGCUUGUGCAAGUGAGAAAGAGCAAGUUGUAAACCCAUUCAAUAAUGGCUGCAUAGGUAAAAACCUUGAAUGCUUGCUUAAACGGGAGAGCUAGCUGUGUUUCCUGGUGUACGUGUGCACUUAACAAACGUGCGUUCGUGAACGCAAACAAAGGAUCUGAGCGAGUACUUUGUGUGCUACGCGUCAAUUGUAACUGCGUUAGAGCGGACGAAAGGCAUUAAUACAUUUAGUGUGGUUUGUUAUAGUCACAAGCGGGAGUGAAACAAGCAGACGUUGUAAAGAGUGCGCAUGUGUUUUUAUAAUAUUUGGAUUUCGUGAACGAAUUUUUGCUGGGAUUGUAGGAAUUGAAUUAUCUGUCCUCGUUACCCGUUGCUUAUUAUUGCAUAUGGAAAAUAAAAAGAAAGAGGAAUAACGUCGACAGUCAUAUGUGUGUGUGUCUGUGUCAAAAAUAAAAAUAUAAAACAAAAGGAUUUUGAAAAAUUUAUAAAGGAAAUAAUGAUUAAAAUGGAGACUGACAAAAUUAUGGACGAGACCAACUCAAAUUCGCAAGCUUUCACAUCAACAAUGCUGUAUGAUCCCGUCCGUAAGAAAGAAUCAACGCAAAUAUUUCAAAAUGAACGUGAGACCUGCUUAACCUACUUCUCGCAAUGGAACGAAGCGGAUCAGGUUGAAUUCGUGGAACAGCUUCUUGCGCGCAUGUGCCACUACCAACAUGGACACAUAAAUGCGUUCCUUAAACCGAUGUUGCAGCGUGAUUUCAUCACAUUACUGCCGAAGAAAGGGCUUGAUCACAUUGCCGAAAACAUACUCACCUAUUUGGAUGCAGAUUCGCUCAAGUCCGCCGAAUUGGUAUGUAAAGAAUGGCUGCGUGUUAUCUCCGAAGGUAUGCUCUGGAAGAAGCUGAUCGAGCGCAAAGCACGCACCGAUUCUUUAUGGCGUGGCUUGGCAGAGCGUCGAGGUUGGAUGCAAUAUCUCUUCAAGCCGCGUCCAGGCACUACUCACCGGCCACACUCUUUCUAUCGCGAACUAUAUCCCACUAUAAUGAAGGAUAUCGAGAGCAUAGAGAACAAUUGGCGUAGCGGUCGUCACAUGUUACGUCGCAUUAAUUGCCGUUCUGAGAAUUCAAAGGGUGUUUAUUGUCUGCAGUAUGACGAUCAGAAGAUUGUUUCUGGUCUGCGUGAUAAUACCAUUAAAAUAUGGGACCGCACGGACUUGCAGUGUGUUAAGACUUUGACUGGUCACACCGGUUCAGUUUUGUGUCUUCAGUAUGACGAUAAAGUCAUUAUUAGCGGUUCGUCAGAUUCGACGGUACGAGUUUGGGAUGUCAACACCGGCGAAAUGGUUAACACGUUGAUUCAUCAUUGUGAAGCUGUGCUUCAUUUACGUUUCAAUAAUGGCAUGAUGGUAACCUGCUCGAAGGAUCGUUCGAUUGCUGUGUGGGAUAUGACUUCGCCCAGCGAAAUCACCUUGCGACGUGUAUUGGUCGGUCAUCGCGCCGCCGUUAAUGUGGUGGAUUUCGAUGAGAAGUACAUUGUAUCGGCCAGCGGUGAUCGCACCAUUAAAGUGUGGUCAACAUCAAGCUGUGAAUUUGUGCGCACAUUGAAUGGACAUAAGCGCGGCAUCGCGUGUCUGCAAUAUAGAGAUCGCUUAGUGGUCAGUGGUAGUUCUGAUAACUCAAUCAGACUUUGGGAUAUUGAAUGCGGUGCUUGUUUGCGUGUGUUGGAGGGUCAUGAUGAACUGGUACGUUGCAUUCGUUUCGAUUCGAAACGGAUUGUCAGUGGCGCAUAUGACGGUAAAAUAAAAGUUUGGGACUUGGUUGCGGCGUUAGAUCCGCGCGCACAGGCAAACACACUUUGCUUGAAUACCUUGGUGGAGCACACUGGCCGUGUUUUCCGCUUGCAAUUCGAUGAAUUCCAGAUUGUCAGCAGUUCGCACGAUGACACCAUUCUCAUAUGGGAUUUUUUGAACUUCCAACCUAAUGAAAAUGCAUCAUGUCGCCCACCUUCACCUGCACUUACACUAAUGGAACAUUAACGUUUCGCAUUAGUCUAUAAUUUGAAUAACACCCAAAACAAUAAGGCAAUUGACGUAUGACAAAUUUACGCUAAAGUGAUCAUAAAGGGCACAUUUAAUGCAAACAUUAUAACAUAUUAUCAAAACAUAGCAAAAUGUUAAUUGUGUUAAAUUUAACCGAGUACAUUGCAGUAACAUUGAAACUGUAGACAAAAAAAAUCUGAAUAAAUUACAAACAAAACACACAAUAUCGUCGUUUGCUUGCCGCGGCAGCUGAUCUCCAAAAGGAUUACAAGAAAAAAUAAUUCAUACGUAAAAAUAUAAAGAAAAUACAUUAAACGCGUUCCACUGAGGCGAAGAAAAAUAAGAGAUUGCAUAAAACAAGUCGUUGAUCUUAAAAGUGAAGUGAACAUAUAUAAUGUAUGAAUAUGUGCUUAUAUGUGCAUCAGCUGACACAUAACCAUUAUUAAAACGCUUAGUAUUAUUGAGAAAAAGAGAAGCAACUGAUAAAAAUAUCAUUUAUUGGGUAAAUGUUAACAAAAUUAUUAUAAUAAAUUGACAUUUAGGCGUUGUAAAAUUACAAAAUCGAAUCGAAAGUGCACUGUAAGUUACGUUGAUGUGGAAACGAUGGGCGAACGGAUGAGUGCGUUAGCUACUCAGGAGAAAAGUAAAGGAGGAUCAUCAUCAUCAUCAACAUCAUCAUUUAAGCUGAAGCAUACACAAGUAAAACAAUUUUAAUUUGUAAUUAGCGUAGAAAUGUUGAACAAAAUACAUACAAAAAAUCCAAUUAUAUCGAGAAAUUGCAGAGAGAAAGAAGGAAAUAAAUAAAUUGAAUGUAUGAACUAAGA